Molecule: messenger RNA, 1020 nt
Organism: Trypanosoma brucei brucei TREU927
Lineage: Eukaryota; Euglenozoa; Kinetoplastea; Trypanosomatida; Trypanosomatidae
Exons: 1
Coding region: 1-1020 (339 amino acids)
Source: RefSeq, a predicted model, not a curated record
AUGCACUGCCGCCUGCUCGCCACCAAUAUUCCUCUGCACAUCACUGCAGAGGAGUUUUACGACUAUGUGCGUGCCCAUUCAAGUGGUGACGCGGUGGUUAAUGCGUUGCUCAUCACGCGACCUGGCGACAACGGGGCUGCGGCUCCUGGUAUUAGGAAGGGGCCAGCAAAGCGGAAAAGAGCUGCGGAAAACCCCUUUGUAUCUUCAGGCGCAGCGCUAAUUGACUACGAAACAAAAGCCGCCGCUGAUGCAGCUCGGCGUGUGGACUUUUUAGUGGGAGACACUGUUGUUAUGCUCAACGUCGUUGGCUCGGUUGCCGUUUCUGGACAGCGUGAGUGUGAGAAGGAGGGACGCAAGGCGUAUGAACAACUGCGGUGCGGCAUACGUGAUGACAACUUUGACUCAGCAGGAGGUCGAAAGCGACCGCCUCCCAAUGUUGAAGCCGCCGUCCAUGAGAUGGAGGUUCGACUGGUUGGCAUACCAACACAUUUAUAUGGAAACUUUCUUGGAGGCAUUGGAGAAAUUGUGCGGAAGGAGGGACCGAGGGGCGAGGAGGAGGUGGGUGGGUCGGAUCCCUCCGUUGCAAGGUUUGGCUCUGCGGUGGUGCUGCGGUCGGUUGCCGACCUCUUCUUCGAUGUUGCUCUUGCGAUUCGGCAUCUGACGAUGGGGGAAAUGUUGUCAUUGCGUCGUGUAUGUGAUGAUGAAGCGCUCAUUACUGUUCCCAGAGCAGUUGGAAUCCGGCUUCUUGAACUAGCUUCAGAGGGUCACGGCCUUCAAGUAACUGUCGCGGUUGGUGAAGAAGAACAAAACGGUUGGAAGGUUACCGAACAAUCUCAGUGCGUUAGCUAUUAUUUAUCCGUGCACAAACCCCGUGCGCAGGUGAUGGUGGAUGGUGAGAACCUACAAUUGGUGAAGAAGCAUGAGGUAUUGCGCAGCAUGGCAAACAUGAUGGAACACACCAACGCAAAAGUGGCAGGAUUCGUCGACCCGUUUGGUAAUGUCCUUAUUCCUAGACAAUGA